Messenger RNA from Triticum turgidum subsp. durum (durum wheat), 516 nucleotides. NCBI's taxonomy places the organism in Eukaryota, Viridiplantae, Streptophyta, Magnoliopsida, Poales, Poaceae. The record is from the annotation of a GenBank genome assembly.
AUGGAAGCCUACAUGCUGUUCCCGCGGAGCAAUGGAAAGAGCUGCGAGGAGGAGCAGGAGGAGGACAUCGGCUGCCCGUCCGAGUCCGGGAUGUCGGCGGCCGGCUCCAUGCUGUCGUCGGACGAGGAGCUCGACGACGAUGCCACCUCCAGCUCCGGCUCCUCCGGAUCCACCGACAACUUCCAGAUGUCCUCCCUCAUGGCGCAGCUCCCGCUCAAGAGGGGUCUGUCCAAGUUCUUCGACGGCAAGUCGCAGUCGUUCGCGUCGCUCGCGGCCGUGGGCGGCCUGGAGGACCUGGCCAAGCCGCCGGGCAAGCGGAUCAAGGCGUCCCGGAGCUGCGAGGUCGGGCUGCAGGACGCGCACCGCCGGCGCUUCGCGCGCCGCAAUGCCGCGGCCUUCAAGAAGGUGUCCAAAGGGCGGCUGUCCGCGCUCGGUAGGGCGCCGGCGCUCCGGCCGCUGACGGCGAGCGCGGCGAGGCCCAAGGGCUUGCCCGUGCGGGCUCCGCUCUUCGUUUAG